This is a messenger RNA of Fusarium tjaetaba, 957 nucleotides long. Its product is annotated as trans-aconitate 3-methyltransferase. The transcript is spliced from 3 exons. The record is from RefSeq and is a predicted model, not a curated record. The coding region runs from base 1 to 957 and encodes 318 amino acids. Gene Ontology annotation, molecular function: S-adenosylmethionine-dependent methyltransferase activity. NCBI's taxonomy places the organism in Eukaryota, Fungi, Ascomycota, Sordariomycetes, Hypocreales, Nectriaceae.
AUGGCGUCAGAGCUAUCAGAGCCACGAGAUGUCACCUUUCGAAACUACACUACCGACCAAGCUUCCGACUACGCUGCAGGACGACUCGGUUACACUGACGCUCUUAUCGACUUCAUUCUCAACUAUCAUAGAUCCACCUAUGGAAAGUCUGGCUGCGUGUUGGAUGUCGGUUGUGGGCCGGGGACAGCGACUCAAAAGCUUGCACCGCAUUUUCAUCUAGCUUACGGUGUUGAUCCGGGAGAUAACAUGAUCAAAACAGCUAUUGCUCUCGGUGGAAAAACUCGCACUGGCGACCCAAUUGUAUACAGAUUGAGCACGGCAGAAGAUAUUGACAAGAUCAAGGAGGUUCCUUACUCUUCUGUCGAUAUGAUAACGGCUGCGACUGCUGCUCACUGGUUCGAUGUGCCGAGAUUCUGGGCCGCAGCAGCUAAAGUGUUGAAACCAGGAGGGACUGUCGCCAUAUGGACUGUCUUUAGACAACCUGGUUCAUUCAACAAGAACACUGAACUUCAAUCCAUCUUCAACGAUUUCCUGGACGCCCUUGCCCCUUACUCAAGGGCAGGCACCCAUCUCACCCAAAGUGGUUAUGUCGAUCUGCCGAUGCCCUGGGAUGAUCCAGAGACUUCUUCAUUCUACGAUCAACGAGCAUCUGCCCGCCAUGUGCUCACUGCUGAAGAUGGCUUCAUCCCUAACGCGGGCAGGAAUGAAAGUAGCCAGAGCAACAGUGAUGAGUCCGUGGAAAAGCAAGUCCAGAGAAUAGAGAGAUUAGUAGGAACAUUCGGUUCAGUAAGUCGUUGGCAGAAAGAGAAUCCCGAACUCGUUGGAACAGAAGAAGAUCCCGCUCGUAUCUUAAUGAGUAAGGUUCGCAAGGUGUUGGAAGAGAGUGGAGAGCCAAUUGAGUUGACGGCUUUGGCGGCCAAGAUGGCUGUUGCCUUGAUUCUGGUAAAGAGGAAGUGA